AUGUCGUCUCCAAUCGCCUCCCGUAUCUACGUUGGAAACAUCAAUUUCAACGCCACCGAAGAUGAACUCAAGGAUUACUUCAGCGAGUUUGCCGUGGAGUCUGUCGAGAUCCCGGCCAAGACCAUCACCCGUGGCAAGAAAUCGUUCAAUAAACGUCUAGGGUUUGGUUUCGUGCAGUUUGCAUCGGAAUCGGACGCCGACAACGCCAUCGAGAAGCUCAAUGGCCUGGAGUUCAAGCUGAGGCAGAUUUACGCCAAGAAGGCGUUGCCUCCGGCCACAGAGGAGGAGAAGCGGGAGAAGUCUGCUGCGUUUGUUGCCAAGAAGAAGUUGUUGAAGAAACAAAAGGAGCAGCAGAAACAGCAAAAGAAUGUUGCUGCUGCGGCUGCCGCUACUGCCGCUGGUGCUGAAGAUACGCCUACUGCUACAUCUACGGCUUCUACGACAGAGGCUACUCAAAAUCUGAUCCAGGCAGAGCCAAAGGAAAAGACCGCAAAGAAGCCCAGAGCUCCAAAGGGUUCCAAGGCUCCUAAGACUGCGCAUGCUGGUGUUGCCCACACAAACGGUUCCGAGACCGCAGCCGUGAAGGUUGCCCCCGAGGGAGUCAAGUCUAAAACAACAGUCUUUGUCACCAACUUGGACCACACCGCCACCUCCAAAACCCUUUCAGCCUUGUUCAAGGAUCUCAAGCCUGUAUGGGUCCAUGUUCCUGUCAGAAAGGUUCCAUAUCAUAUCUUGAAGCUCGCCAAGGCUAAGAAGACCCCCAUCUACAACAAGGGUAUUGCAUUUGUCAAGUUCGCAGACGAGAGCGUCCAAUUGAAGGCCAUUGAGGAGUUCAACGGCCACGAGGUCAAUGGAAAGAACAUCGUGCUCGAGGUUGCGAUUGACAAGGAGCACAUCACCACACCAGAUGCAGAGGCCAAGGAUCAACCAGAGGCUCAGGAUCAACCAGAGGCUCAGGAGCCUUCUGCCGCCUCUGUCACUGCUGCUGCUGGAGACGUUCCUGCGGACGUCGCUGCUGCAGCCAGUGUGAUCUAA
Molecule: messenger RNA, 1035 nt
Organism: Australozyma saopauloensis
Lineage: Eukaryota; Fungi; Ascomycota; Pichiomycetes; Serinales; Metschnikowiaceae
Gene: SBP1
Product: Sbp1p
Exons: 1
Coding region: 1-1035 (344 amino acids)
Cellular component (GO): cytoplasm; nucleus; ribonucleoprotein complex
Molecular function (GO): mRNA binding
Source: RefSeq, a predicted model, not a curated record